Molecule: messenger RNA, 2610 nt
Organism: Esox lucius (northern pike)
Lineage: Eukaryota; Metazoa; Chordata; Actinopteri; Esociformes; Esocidae
Gene: pdia6
Product: protein disulfide isomerase family A, member 6
Exons: 12
Coding region: 88-1416 (442 amino acids)
Biological process (GO): response to endoplasmic reticulum stress
Cellular component (GO): endoplasmic reticulum lumen
Molecular function (GO): protein-disulfide reductase activity; protein disulfide isomerase activity
Source: RefSeq, a predicted model, not a curated record
UUUGUUGCAGACUGGUCCUCAGUUGCAAGUGUACCACUGCUGUUCUGGACGAGACGUUGAAGAGGUGCGGAGAGAAUCGUUUAAACCAUGGGACCCCUUUUACUUGGUGUGUUUGGGUGUUCCCUGAUCUUGGCUUGCCAGGGCUUCUACUCAGCUAGCGACGAUGUGGUCGAACUCAACCCCUCCAACUUCAACCGGGAGGUUCUCCAGAGCGACAGCCUGUGGCUCAUCGAGUUUUACGCUCCCUGGUGUGGUCACUGCCAGAGCCUGACAGCUGAUUGGAAGAAAACAGCUACAGCGUUGAAGGGCAUCGUUAAGGUUGGCGCGGUGGACGCUGACCAACACAAAAGCCUGGGCGGGCAGUACGGGGUCAAAGGUUUCCCCACCAUCAAGAUCUUCGGCGCCAAUAAGAACAAGCCAGAUGAUUACCAAGGUGCGCGGAGUAGUCAGGCCAUUGUGGAUGGGGCCCUGAAUGCUCUCCGCUCUCUGGUGAAGGACAGGAUGAGUGGCAGGUCAGGUGGCUCCGACUACAACCGACAGAGUGGAGGCGGCGGCGGGGGCAGCAAGAAGGAUGUGGUGGAGCUGACUGACGACAACUUCGACCGCCUGGUCCUGGGCAGCGACGACGUGUGGCUGGUGGAGUUCUUCGCCCCCUGGUGCGGCCACUGCAAGAACCUGGAGCCCGAAUGGACGGCGGCGGCCUCGGCCGUGAAGGAGCAGACCAAGGACAAGGUCCACCUGGGCGCCGUGGACGCCACCGUGCACCAGGGCCUCGCCAGCCGCUACGGAAUCCGUGGAUUCCCCACCAUUAAGAUCUUUAAAAAGGGGGAGGAGCCUGAGGACUACCAAGGGGGGAGGACCAGAAGUGACAUCAUCGCCCAAGCUCUGGAUCUGUUCUCUGAAAAUGCCCCUCCCCCAGCGAUAUAUGAGAUCCUGAAUGAAGAUGUCCUGAAGAAGACCUGUGAGGAAUACCAGCUAUGUGUCAUUGCGGUGCUGCCACACAUCCUGGACACAGGUGCUGCGGGCAGGAAUGGCUACCUGGAGGUGAUGAUGAAGAUGGCAGAGAAGUACAAGAAGAAGAUGUGGGGGUGGCUGUGGACUGAGGCCGGGGCUCAGAUGGAUCUGGAGGCGUCUCUAGGUAUCGGAGGGUUCGGCUACCCCGCCAUGGCAGCCAUCAAUGCACGCAAGAUGAAGUUCGCCCUGCUCAAAGGCUCCUUCAGUGAGACCGGCAUUCAUGAGUUUCUCAGGGAUCUGUCUGUAGGCCGCGGCUCUACUGCUACUGUCGGGGGCGGGGCUUUGCCUAAGAUUAACUCGGUCGAGCCCUGGGACGGUAAAGACGGAGAGCUUCCUGUGGAGGAAGACUACGACCUGAGCGACAUCGACCUGGACGAUGACUUUGGGAAGGAGGAGUUGUGAGCCCCGGCAUUUCUGGGGGGCCGGAUCCCGUUGGAUCCGGCUGGGAGCCAUCUUGUUUGUCUGGCUUAGCACAUUGCGACCCAUCUCUCCUCUCCUGUGGAGCAAGGUACAGAUUGGGUCUCCCUGUUUUCGACAUACACCAGAAGAAAAAAAAAAUGAAAUGAAGAUUAUGGCCCUGUUUGAAUCGUUCAGGAAUGUAUCCUUAGUUUCCUUGGGGUGAGCACGGAUCUGUAAUUGGUCAGACUGAUAAAACUGUUACCAAUGCAACCAUUUUAGAUCUGUGAUUAUGUCAAGGAAAGAUGGAAAUUAUUCAUUUCUGAACUAUUUGAAUGGCGCCAGAGACAGUCAGUUGGUCAGAAUCUCCGUCUGGCGAUCCAAGUCGAAAGGUGUGGCCAGCAGUCGACUUCAACACACAGACCUGCUGACCGUUUAGCUGCGUUCGUAACCAUGUGGCGGUUGGCAGUUUGCCGGUUGUGAGGUGGCAAAUACCAGUCGGACCCCUUUACUGGCUUUGAACUAAUCGAAAAAUGCUGAUUGUCUAAUGGCUGAUGCCGCGUCAACCACAAAAUGAAACUACAGCUAUAAUGCCUGGAAACGAAUGAGUCAAGAACUACAAAUAUAUUUAAGUGACAUGUUAGAUUGCUCUCAAAUUCUGUUAUCAGGGUUGUUUCAUUUGUGAUGUCAGUGGGCUGGGUGCGGUGGAGUAAAAGCUCAGGGAUUUCCCCCCCCGCUGUCCACUUCCAGUUGGUGAGAUGUAGAUGUUCCACAGUCAAAUGUGAAUUCUCACUUCCCCCUUGGUUAGGAACGCAGCAGAAGUCACCGCUUAACUUAUACUGGCCCUGCCUUUUUAUUUUUAUUCUUGGGAGAAGAGGAGUUUCCGAAUUUGUCUGUCCAAUUGUAACAAUCAAUUCUGCAAAGGUCUCUUCUAUGUUUUCAUUUAUCUCCGACAUCCAGCUAGUCAAAGAUCUGGUUGUUUCCAAUUUCACUUAAUUAUAUUUUUGGAUUUCGGUGUCGUUUAAAAAAUAAUUAUGUCUGGGAGAACAAGAUUUUACAUUGUGUUUUGUUCCGGACAAAUAGGAACGCUGUGGGACUUCUUGUGUAGAUUCUUCUUGUGUAGAUUUUUUACAUGUUUUAUUUUGAUUGUGUGAAAACAAGGACAUUUUUGUUACAAAAAUAAAAAGAGAAUAAAAACAA